Molecule: messenger RNA, 1161 nt
Organism: Diversispora eburnea
Lineage: Eukaryota; Fungi; Glomeromycota; Glomeromycetes; Diversisporales; Diversisporaceae
Source: the annotation of a GenBank genome assembly
AUGUUCGAUAAUGAAAUAAUUCCAAAUAAAUUUGUGAUUUCUUUUGAUGGCAAAGGAUUAGAUAUUAUUACUGGAAUCCCUUACAAAAUUUCGAAUAAUGGAAAUUAUAUAGAUGAAUGGGGCGGAAAUCAUGGUUCAACUCCUCACCUUUCUUCUGAAAACCAUCCUCCUGGUCAUUCCUUUUAUUCAAGACAGUUAUGGUUUCUCGUGGAAUCUUCAUUUAGAAGAGGAUACAAAAUAUUUUCCAAUGGAAAAUAUUUGGAUAGUUGGGGAGGUGGCAAUGAUUCAAAACUCUACAUAAGUUCAACUGAUCAUCCUCCAGAAAAUCCCUGUUAUUUACGACAAAUUUGGUCUUUUUACUCUGAAAAUAAUAAUUCCAAAUCUAAAGUAUUUCAGAUUCAUAAUGAAAAGAAUAAUUGUUUCAUAGACACAUGGGGUGGAGGUGGAGGCUCCAAUAUUAAACUUUGUUCUCACUUUAAUAUUCCAACGGAUGUACAUUAUUCAAAACAAUUAUGGAAGUUUAUCCGAGUUUUUGAUUAUAAAUUAAAUGCUGUGAUUAGCAAUUUCGAUUAUAAACUUUCUUCGGAUAAAAAAAAACAACCAAAGAAGAAAACUAUUUGUGAGAAAAUUAUUGAUAAUUUAACAUCUUCAACUAAGCUUACCGUAGCUUUUACUUUUCAAGAAGAGUUAACAAGUAAAUUCAACUUUAGUUUCAAUGAAUCUUUGGAGUUUAUUUCAGAAACAAAAUUAAAUACUGUUAUUCCCUUUACUGAUAUUGAGAAAGAAUUUAAUUUUAGACAUAAUUUUGAAGCUAAUAAACUGACUACUACUGAAAAAUUCACCACAACUAAUACAGUAGAAUUAACACCUAAAUCUUGUGUGAAAUCUACUAAUCAUUAUGAUUUUAUGGAAAAUGUUGAAAUUCCUUUUGAGGCUACUAUAGAAAUAACAGUCAUAGGUGACCGUUUAAAGAAAGAUGGUAAAAUUGUUAAGAAUACCAAACUUGAUGCAGAUGCUGUUAAAUUAUUUUUGAGGGAAAAUAAUUUCCGUGGAAAAAUAAUUAGAUCUGAAGGAAAUUAUGUUCUAGCUAAAGUGCAUGGAAUUUUUCAUGGUUCAUACGUCCUAAGGACUUAUCAAAAAUUAGAAGACAUCAAAUUAUAA